This is a messenger RNA of Electrophorus electricus (electric eel), 3669 nucleotides long. It is a transcript of the gene unc93b1, whose product is annotated as unc-93 homolog B1, TLR signaling regulator. Gene Ontology annotation, molecular function: Toll-like receptor binding. The record is from RefSeq and is a predicted model, not a curated record. Gene Ontology annotation, biological process: toll-like receptor 3 signaling pathway; toll-like receptor signaling pathway; intracellular protein transport. Lineage: Eukaryota; Metazoa; Chordata; Actinopteri; Gymnotiformes; Gymnotidae. Gene Ontology annotation, cellular component: endosome; lysosome.
UUUCCUCUUGUCCGUUUUAGCUUGGUCUGUCGUUCUCCAAUAUAGACGAAAAGGAAUGUAAGCCUGUUAAGAGCAGGAUCGUUUCAACUCUGAAGAGAGAAAUUUGAUGCAGGAGCUAUUCCGUUGUAUGUCCGUUAACCUUUAGUGUUGAUUACAACCUUACGGGACCCGAGUUUAGGUAGACGUUCUACCGUGUGACCACCAGAUGGCAGCAGUUAAUACAGAAGACAACGUGUACUGCGAGGCUGUAUUGCAUGGUGUGCCCCCUGCUGACGACGAUGAUGAUCUGCAGCCACGAUGUCAGGAAGGCAACAUACAGGGACAGGAAGAUGAGUUUCUGGGGCCACACCCAGACUAUGAUGAGGAAGAGGAGGAGAGGAAGUAUUACAGGCGGAAAAGGCUGGGUGUGGUUAAGAACGUGGUGGGGGCCAGCUGUGGGGGCAUGAUCCUCUACAGUGUUUACAUGGGCCUGCUGCAGAUGCAGUUAAUUCUGCACUACGACGAGACGUACAGAGAGGUGAAAUAUGGCAGUCUGGGCCUGGAGGACAUUGACAACAAGAUGCUGAUGGGCAUUAAUGUCACUCCUGUCGUGGGCUUGCUCUACACACCUGUGCUCAUCCGGUUCCUGGGCACCAAAUGGAUGAUGUUCCUCGCCUCUGGAAUUUAUGCUCUCUUUGUCUCCACCAAUUACUGGGAGCGGUAUUAUACGCUGGUGCCAUCAGCUGUUGCCAUAGGGGUUGCCAUAGUCCCUCUAUGGGCCUCUCUUGGGAACUACAUUACCAGGAUGGCCCAGCAGUAUUACGAGUAUGUAAACUAUAAGGAAGAGCAUGUGCAGGAGCAGAAGAAGGUGCCAAAGGGUGCAUGCCAUCAUUAUGUCAUCAUCUUCCAGUCGGUUUUCUACAUCUGCUUCCAUCUGAGUUUCGUGUUUGCAGAGUUCCCCAUGGUCCUCUUCCUCAAUAACUAUUUGAGUGACUACAAUCACACUCUGUACAAUGUCAAGCAAUGUGGAGCAGAUGGGAAGGGAGUGAUAGAGGGUUUCAAUAAGACCGUGCUGCAUCAGUUGCCUCGCUCUAUGCUCCUCAUUGAGGUAGAGAGUGUUUUAAUGGGAGCUGCCUUCAUCGCCAUGAUCAUAUUCCUGGCCAUGUGUGGUGCUGCGUACCGGCCCACGGAGGAGAUCGACCUGCGUAGCAUCGGCUGGGGCAACAUCUUCCAGCUGCCCUUCAAGCACCUGCGUGACUACCGCCUGCGUCUGCUCUGCCCUUUCUUCAUCUACUCCGGCUUUGAAGUGCUGUUCGCCGUCAAGGGUCUCAUACUGUCCUACGGCGUGUGUGCGCUAGGAAUGGAGCAUCUGUGGUUGCUGGUGAUGGUCUAUGGCUUGGCAUCCUCGGCGUGUUCGGCACUCUCACUGGCCCUCCUGCUGCAGCGCUUGCCCCGACAAACCUUGCUCCUCGGUGGGGCAGUGGUCCACCUGGUGCUGCUCAUGGUUCUCAUGUGCUGGUCUUCUACCCCCAAGAAGCUUGAUCAGCUGCCUCAGCUGUUGAUUCUGGUGGCUCUCUGGGGUCUUGGCACUGCUCUGAACAAGACCAGCCUGAGCACUCUGCUCGGCAUGCUCUAUGAGGACAAAGAACGCUUGGACUUUGUCUACACCGUCUACCACUGGUGGCAGGCUAUCGCUAUUUUUAUCGUCUACCUCUGGUCUAGCCUGCCUAUGAGGGCCAAGCUUGCUAUCUUAAUGGUUACCCUGCUGGUUGCAGGCUUCUGUUAUUGGCAGAUGGAACAUCGUCUAGUCAAGAAAAUCCCUUUCAGAUUGCCACGGAUUCCCCGUCCACGACACAAAGUCAAAGGUUACCGGUACUUGGAGGAGGAAAACUCUGACGAAUGCGAGUCAGACAAGAGCGAUGUGGAGGAUGAGGAUGAAGAGGGCAGGCAGGCUGAGGAAGAGAGGGUGGAGGAUGCCAGCUCCCAGGAUUCUGAUUCGCUAGGACCUGAGAGAGGCAGGGCAAGAGGGCGGCGGCGGAGGCAGGAUGAUACCGCCUACGAACAGGCAGGAGACCGAGAGGUAUAUGACUAGGCCAUGUGACUGAACACUCUCUGCUGAUUGGACAGGAGGAUGGGCUGCCCUUGGAUCCAAAAUAGAGAACGGGUUCCCAGUGAAUAUAUGUGUGUGUAAGUAAGUGAGAGAGAAGGAAUAAAUGAGUGAACGAAUGAAUAAAAAGGAUUGAAUGAGUGAAUAAAUGAACACAUGAGUAGGUAAAUGAAUGGGUGAAUAAAUGAAUGAGAGUGAAUUAAUGAAUGAAUUAAAAGUGAAUGAAUAAGUAAAGGAUUUAAAGUAAUUGUUUUGAGAGAAUAUUUUUGGGAGGAAAAAGGUGUGUACGUUUUUUUUUUUUUGUUUGUUUGUUUGUUUUUCAUAAUCUAGAAGAGAGAAAAACUACCAUGACAGAAAAAGGAAGGUCUGCAAGUGUUUAAGUAAAAUGAGAAGUGAAAAGAGGAAGCAGCUACUACCUUAAAAGGCCAGGUGGUCUGUUGCUAUAGAAACAGACCACACUGAACUGUUGGUCAAGGUGAUUCUGCAGGUUUUCAUCUGCUUUUCACUUGGUUCCACUUUUACACUGUAUGUCUUUUGCUUUCAUACAGGUUGAUUUUGAAGUCAAUAGUUAUAUGGUUAUUUCAGUUCAGAGUGGUGAUUUUUUUUUCCUUUUAUAACUUCCAUGUUUUAAAACACAUGGUGUUCAGACUUUUUUUAAAUACACACAUUUACAACUACACACUCACUCACACUUUUCAUACUCAGAGAUACGCACUCAAUAUAACCACGAAAGCAAAUUUGAGGUAAAUAUGCGUUUCUUAGUCACCAACUAUCUUCUGUUGCACACACUCAUCUGUCCCAUAUAGCAGUUACACAUCACAAAACGCCAGUACAGCGUACUUGGGGUGGACCGUCCAACUGGUCCACAUUUUCCGUAGCGCAUACACAUCACUGCCCAGGCCGCAGCUCGGCCACUCCCAGCACUGGUAGAGCGACAGUUGGAGCUGUGAGUGCUUAUGCUCCCUCUCAUUAGGCCUGAUGUCCCCCACUCACCUCUGCCUACCUGCACGCAGCCUCAGUGCCGCCCCCUGCUGAUGGACUGGUUUGGAGCCCCAGUCUGUCCAGUGCCUGCAUACUCUUCCACAUGCCUCCCUCUGUGAUGCACUGGUGCCCAUGGUAGCCAGGGAACUCUCAGCACACAAAACUGGCAUUUUAGCUGGACCCUGAGACAGGAAAGAGAUGGAUCAAGCAGGAUUAUGGAAACGUCGAAAGAGUAUGUGAACAAAAAUGAGUGGUGUGGCGUUUUCCCAGUAAUGAAUAGCUAUAAUAGGAUGUUUGUAUAAUCGGAUAAUCAGAUGUUUGUAUAAUAGGAUGUUUGUAUGUUUGUAUAAUCGGAUGUUUGAUUAACUGCAUUUUUUUUAAAUUUUCUUUUUUUGAAGAAAUGAGUGCAUAUGUACUUGCCACUGUUUGGCUUUCCAUAUUGACAGUUUAUGGUGUGCUGCUGCUUUCAUCUGCUAUACAGGGCCUUAUUUACCAAAACUGUGUUAAGUCUCUAAGGUGUCAUCUGUGAAUUUCACAAACACUCUCAUGUUCUGUAUGCCUGCUCAAGUGUAGUGUGUGAUCAUAAAUUAUGAUUAACAUGC